AUGAAUGCGUGGGAUAUAAUUUUGGUAUUCUAUUAAAUUAAUCAUGACUGAAAUAAACCAAUCCUUUUGGUGACUACAAUAGUUUAUGAGAGGCAAUUAUUGAAAGAAAAAUUUAAUAAAAGUGUCGUGUAAAGUUUGGAUAGUAUCUGCAUCUGACACUUAUCUCUUUACAACAAAUGCAGCAUGUAUGACUGCCCUUGGAAUGGAAAGUCAGACAAUAGAAGAUGCUCAGAUAAGUGCUUCCUCGCAACUGGAUGGAAACCAGUCUGCAAUACAAGGUAGACUACACCUUACGAGAAAUGGUCAAAAGCAAGGUGGCUGGACGGCUCUCACAGAUGAUCGUAAUCAGUGGCUACAAGUGGAUCUUAAUACUUUUGCGCGGGUGACGGUAAUAGCGACUCAGGGAAGAAACGGAUUCAAAGAAUGGGUAACCAAAUACAAAUUGCAAUAUAGCGAUGAUGGUGUGACCUUCACUUUCUACAAGGAAUCUGACAGCAGCUCAGAAAAGGUGUGUAAAAAUUUCACAGGUAAAACCUCACUUGAGAGGCCUAACCUAUAGGCUAUUUUUCACAAAGAAAUAAAUCAUUAUAAAGCAAAUUAUUUAAAAUAGAUUACUACCAUGGACCUCAUUUUAGUUCAUGAACGUAUUAGGGAUUUCUUCCGUUACCUAAUACAUUCUGCACUACAAAUGUGAAUGAAAUAUCAACUAUGACGAAUCUUGAAAGUAGAAACAGAUGAGAGUGUCCUGAAACAAUGUUUAAAUCUUAGAAUACUUCUCUAAAAUCUACAUUCAUUAUACUCAGGUCUUUGAUGGAAACCGAGAUUCAGAUACUGUCGUAUACAACAAACUAACUUCGCCAAUAACAGCUCGGUAUAUACGGCUGAUACCAAUGACGUGGAAUAACCACAUCUCGAUGAGGAUGGAGUUAUAUGGCUGUCCAGGUAUUUCGCAAUCUUUAAACUAGUGACUAUGCCAAUAUUCUCGAACGUAAUUGGUUAUCAACAGACUGAUAAAAGCACUAAGAAAGCAGUUUAGACGUCAUGAUUGUAACUGGACGGUCUAAAAAGCCUUUUCGGUGUCCAAAUGUGUAACUUGACAGUAAAAGUCAUUCAAGUGUGCCACCAUAUCGACGCUUGGGCCACUUACUCAUGAAAAAAUAUGUAUUGUUAUGUUUUUACUCAUAAAUACAUUUAACCGAUAAUUAUUUAGUUCCUCAAAUUUUGCUACAGUUUUGAUGAAUGGGUUACCGACGUUUCUGUCUAUAAUCAUACUCCUGAUUCAGAGCUUGUAUUGUAACAGAACGAAUUGAAUCCAGCCGCUGUCGAUCCUUUUACCUUUAGUCGAAAAACAGUCUCCUAAACACAUCGUUUUCGUUAAUCUAGGCUGUAUGUCCCCGUAUGGCAUGGAAAAUCGCAAAAUUUCGGAUUCUCAAAUUAAGUCGUCAACACAGCUGGAUGAAAAUCACUCUGCAAAGCAUUCCAGGUUACAUUCAAAGGCAAAUAGAGAAAACGGAGGAAGCUGGUCAGCGCUUAAAAAUGACGUAACCCAAUGGCUUCAGGUGGAUCUUGGUAGUUACAUAAGGGUGACGGGCAUUGCUACGCAGGGAAGGAAUGGGCGUGACGAGUGGGUGACCAAGUUCAGACUGCAAUACGGUGAAAAUGAGGACAUCUUUCAUUUCUUUGAGGAUCCAGGACAUUUUACUGCGCAGGUUUGUAUCAUGAUGCAGUUUUCCCAGAUUUCAGUUAUAGAACGUCGACACUAACACAUUAGGCAAUAAAAUGUAAAAAAUAAAACUUCGUUCUGUCCCAAUAAGCAAAGUCUCUCCAGUCUAUUUCAAUAUUCCCCUAUCAACUUUGAAGGAAUCAACAUAUACAAUUUUCGGUAGUAUAGCCACCAAAUUUUGUUUCCUUAUAACUUGCACGUGUUGGGAAUGAAAAUCUCAGAUCACAUAUAUUUGUCGAAAUGUUACCAUACAAAACUUCAAGAGCUCAUCCUUCGCGCGUUCAGUUCAGGGAAGAUGUGGAUUAGACUGGCUAAAACAUUUGUAGUCAUGGAGAUCGACGUUCAUCCAACUGAUGAUUGACACGCCUAAUCAGAAUGUUGCUAAUUUCAAACGAACUGUAAGAAACUAGAACAGUGGAAUUUUGUACGUAGGCGUUAAGAAAAAUCAAUUCCAAAAAAGUUUGAGUAAUCAUCUAAGGUAUUUCGCGUUUUUCUAUCAAGGUUUUUAAUGGAAAUACAGACAGUGACACUGUCGUGUACAACACACUGACUCCACCAAUUAUAACGCGUUACAUUCGAUUCAAACCCGCUGAGUGGCACAAUCGAAUAUCAAUGAGGAUCGAGAUCUAUGGCUGUCCAGGUAUCUAGUAAGAAUAAUCUUAUUUACUUGAAGGAGACGUAUUAAAUGUUAACGUUUGACUUUCUUUUUGAGCUGCUGUACAGAUAACAAAUUCCAUCACUUUUCCCCGAUGUUAAUCAUUUUGUAAAGGCUAUCUGUGGUAUGCUGCCUGUUGUGAAUGACAAUAUCUUUAACUAUGAUUCUUAUUACAGGUGUAGGUAGCCAUUAUCAAUCAAACAAUGGCAUCUGUGAAAAAUUGUCACCUUUCUUUUUCUGUCAAACUAAGGUUGCAUAAAUCCUCUUGGAAUGGCACUUGGAUCCAUAUCCGAUACUCAGAUAACAGCAUCAUCACAACUGGAUGACAAUCACUCCGCAUCACAGGCUAGGUUACAUUUCCAAGCGGAUGGUGACAAAGUUGGGGGUUGGUCAGCUCUCACAAAUGAUCAGAACCAAUGGCUUCAAGUGGAUUUUGGUAGUUACACAAAAGUGACGCGCUUGGCGACUCAGGGGACGAAUGGUUCCGAUCAAUGGGUGACUAGAUAUAUGUUACAGUAUAGUGAUGAUGGAAUAACAUUCCACCUCUACAAGGAAGCUAGAUCCAGCUCUGCGAAGGUACCAGAUAUCCUAAACUUUCAUUUUCUCUGCUAAGUUGCAGACUUUUGUCAACAGAUAUCGUGCAUAUAACGUUCCCUGCUGCUUCAUGAAAGAGUGUAAAGCUGACAAAAAGAAGAAAACGAAACCUGGUUGAGAAAUGAAGUUCAUCCAUCCAUUCAUCUUUCCCUCCCUCUCUUCUUCCCUCCAUCCGUUCAUAAAUGCCUCCAUUCACUAAUCCGUCCAAAAAUCCAUCCAUUAAUUAUUUUAUUCAUUCACCAAUUUAUCCAUGCAGUCGCUCAAUCCAUCUAUCUUUCCAUCCACUCAUUCUUCCAUCCACUUAUUUAUUCAUCCACUACGCUUUUUGUUCCUAUAGUUCUAACCUGAUUAUUGCGUCUCAGUCAAUUAUGGAACCAUGCCAUGAUAAUUGUGGCAUGGUAUGGGAUAACGUCUGUGGUCACUUCACAGAGAAACUUUAUGUAUGACCCCGGCUUAGUUAGAAGAUAUCUUUUCGAGUAGUAUUUGGGAAAUCAGUGUUUAAUCUAAGAACCUUCGGUAGAAAUCUAGCUUUAUCGGUUGUUAAAACAGACUACUAGCGGAACAGUUCUGCUUACAUUAGGACAAAAGUUUGGAAUGCGUCCUCAAACGAAGUUAAACAUGAAAAAUACAUUUAAGCUUUUAAGAAAAAAAUUAGAUUCUCUCAAUCUCUCUAUUUAUUUUUAGUGAAACGCUUUAUUUGUAAGAUGGUGUCUUAACUCUUUCUAUAGAAAAUUAAAACUAUCAUUUACAUUUACCAAUGUAAAUUUCUUAAUGGUUUAAAAGCUUAGUCGUAAUUUUGUAGUUCAUGGCUUUUGGGAAGAACAAAAGUGCAGCAUAUUGUAAACUUUGAUCAAAAUUACUUGGUUAAAUAAGGUUUUCUAUUUAUCUCUCUAUCUAAUCCUCCAACCAUUAAUCCAUUCCAUACUAUCGCUCGAUUCAUCCAUCUCUACAUCCUUCCAUUAUUUCCCUUAUCCAUCCUUCUAUCCAUCCAUCCUUACCAUCCAUUCGCUCAAUCCACCGAUCCACCGUCCAUAUUUCGUUCCAUCUCACUAUUCACCCAUCAGAACUCAUACAUUUAUCUGCUCAUCAGUAAGUAAACCAGUAACACCUCAAGUCUGCAUAAAAUCUGUCGGUUGAACAAACUUAAGCAGCGAUAAGAAAUUUACCCAAAUUCUUUAUUCUUUUGUCUAUUUUUUAGGUGUUCAAUGGAAAUCAAGACCAAAACACUGUUGUUUAUAAUAUAUUGAGCCCACCAAUAACCACUCGUUACAUUCGACUGAAACCGCUGGCCUGGAACGACCGGAUAUCAAUGAGAAUGGAGAUUUACGGAUGCCCAGGUACACCUCUUGCUGGCAAUAUCCCGACACAGUUGACGCGGUAGAAUCGUUUUAAUAAAACCUUAAAAGGAACUGAAACUUUAAAUAUCAAUCAUGGACUUUCAAUAAAACUCUUUGAUAACUAAAAAAACAUCGUGGGGGCCGGAUGAGAAACGUUCCGAUUUAUUAAAUGUUUAAAAUUUAAGGUUAGAGAACAAACGUAUCAUGCUCCGAUGAAACGAAGACUUUAACUGUUCGUAAAAAGAUACACCUUUCACUUUCUUGUCCUAUUUCAAUACAAACAGGUUGUGCUGCGCCACUUGGCAUGGAUAGCGGGGCAAUCACCGAUGCACAGAUAAGUGCUUCUUCACAGUGGGAUGGCAAUCAUGGGGCCAGGCAAGGAAGGUUACAUUAUAAGAAAGUUCCGGGAACCUCCGGAAGUUGGUCAUCACGUGCAAAUGAUUUAAACCAGUGGUUUCAAGUGGAUCUUGGUCAAUACACUACAGUGACUGGUAUAGCGACUCAAGGCCGACAACGCAUUGACCAAUAUGUGACAGCAUAUAAGUUGCAGUAUAGUGACGAUGGAGUAACGUUUCAGUUUUAUAAGGCUUCGCCACUCGAAGCUGAAAAGGUACACCUUACUAGUUUUAUUGUUCCUAUUUUUUAGACAUCAUUAGUGAUCUGGAGCAAACAUAAAAUCUAAAAAUUAUAGGAGACAAUAAGACAAAGUAACCCCAAAUCGGAAAGCAAUAUUCCGUCUCCCCAACAGCUUUAUUGUUUGGGAGUGUAUGAAACCUUCAUCGAUGUUCUGAUCAAAAGCUCACUUUCCACUUGUCUUGAUAAUUUUACAUAGGUCUUUCGUGGAAAUAGUGACAGAGAGACCGUCGUUUAUCACGAAAUACGCAAACCAAUCAGAGCACGCUACAUACGAAUCAGACCGGUGAGUUGGUACCGACACAUAUCCAUGAGGGCUGAGAUCUAUGGCUGUCCAGGUAACUUCCAUUCUCCUCAUAUUUUUCAUUGUUUAUAAUCUUAAUUACCUUUAUUCUCAUCACUGUCAUAUUUUAUUAUCAUUAACAUUUACUUUUUAAAUUAUUAUCAUCACUCUGAUCACCAUUAUUACCUCUAUCGCUAUAGUCAUUGAAAUUAGCGUUAUCGUAAUUAUUAUUAUAAGGUUAUGUAUUUGUUUUCAUUUGUCUUACACGUAUCUGUACAAGCAAAAAACACAUUUGCAACUGCAAAUCACUAAAGCGUUAUUAAUUACCUGCUUAAUGAUGGAAGUAAAGUCACAAAACCAGCCCCUGGCGUGGAAAAAUUCGCGGAAAAAUUUGUGACCUGCUAUCAUCGUAACGUUGAUAAGGAUAAUUUAACCAUCCUACUUUUCAAAGUUUGUUGAGGUGAUUAAGUUUCCUUUCACAACUCACGUUGUUUCUUAACUAAGUAUUUAACUUGGAAGUCCUCGUUGUGCAAUAGUUUCCUUAGAAAUAAACUACCUUCUAAAGGUAUGACCUCAACUUUGAAUUUGAAGGGCUAUGUGGGAAGUAUGGCAUAGAUAAAUAAGUUAAAAGCGAUUCCAAAUGUUAACACUUAAUUGUACGGAUUACAAGAUAGUGAAAAGUUUCAACCUUUCUGUGACUACAUCUGCGUGUUUCUUUCGACUUAUCCAGGCUGUGUGUCCCCCCUCGGCAUGGAAAGUAAAUCAAUCUCUGAUGCGCAAAUAUCUGCCUCGUCACAACUGAAUAAUGAUCGGGCUCCAUCGCAGGCCAGGUUGCACAUUCAAGCAGCCACUGAUGGUAAAAAUAGGGGGUGGUCUGCUCGCAAGAACGAUCUUUAUCAAUGGUUACAGGUGGACCUUGGAAGUAAAGCAAUUGUGACGCGUGUAGCAACACAGGGUAUAGAUGGCCUCGACGAGUGGGUGACAAAAUACAGAAUACAAUUUAGCUAUUCUGGGAUAAAUUUCCGAUUUUACAAGAAAGCAGAACACAGUUCUGCAGAGGUAUGCCCUCAGCGCUGCAUUCUAACUAUGGAGCCAGAAUAACCUGCCAGUAAAUUAAUGUUUAUCGUAAACCGUGAUUGUAUGAAAAAUAUUAUGCCUAUGGACGUGAAUGAGGAAACGUUCAGCCCAGUUUUGGUAAUUGUGUAGUGUAAAUGACUGGUUGGGGGAAGGCAAGUGGCUUGAUACGUGGUUAGGCGGAUAAGUAAGUUUUUGGGCAAUUGUGAGAAAAUAAAGCAAACUGGAUGUUAAUUACGUUGUUUAUUAAAACUUGCUUUUGAAGGUUUUCGAUGGAAAUGAAGACAGUUCCACAGUUGUAGUCAAAAGACUGAGCGAGCCAAUCAGAGCACGUUUCGUCCGAUUAUUGCCAAUAGAGUGGCAUAAACACAUAUCAAUGAGAAUUGAGAUUUACGGAUGCCCAGGUAGAGUCCAUCAUUUCGAACGACUUCUGUCUUUCAUGGUUGAAAAGUAUCUUCUUCAAUAAUAUGACUACGGACAUUUUGAAAAACGGGUUUACAAAAAUCUUAGCAGUGGCUUGUGGUAAGGGUCUUCAUCUUAGUUCAAUUAAUCAAUAAAAAAGAUGCAGCUUCAGAUGAAUCAAGUCAACCGCGUGAUCAUUCCCAUCCACGGAUAAGUUUUUGUUUUUUCCUGAUUACGAAAAAGGUCACAGCAAUACUUGUCUGCUAAGUUGGAAAAAAAUUAAAUUCGACCAGUGUCAGUGUUUAUUAUGGGUAGCUAUUUAAAUUAGAUCUGACCAUUCCCUCAAAGGAAACUACAUUUUCUUCCUGAUUCUUGAUUUACAUCUUGUAGACUGCAACACACCUCUUGGGAUGGAAAGCGGAAAUAUCGCUGACUCAAAGAUAACUACAUCCUCGAUUUUGGAUGAAAAAAGCCCUGCAAGUCAGGCAAGGUUAAAUUAUAAAGCGGACGGUGGCUUUGGGGGAGGUUGGUCAUCUCUCGCAAAUGAUGCUAACCAAUGGCUUCAAGUAGAUCUUGGUACUUACACACGUGUGACACGUUUGGCCACUCAAGGAAGGAAUGGGCACGAUCAGUGGAUGACCAAGUAUAAGGUGGAGUACGGUGAGGAUGGCCAGAGCUUCCAGGUGUACAAACUAUCAAAUGCCAGCGUCGCGAGGGUAUGUUAAAUCAUUUUAAGACUACUCGCUUGCAAAGUAAGAAAGGUGGUCCUCCUGAUAACUUUAGUGGCUGAGCCUUGAAAAAAGUGCACCUUGGGGAAACGAAUAUUGUGCUGGUUUUCCUUACCGUGACAAAAAUGGAUGAGAUAAACUCAGCUCCAUAAUCAAACUGUUUAUAAUUCAUAUUAAGAACACUCCUUUCGUGUGACAAAUUUUUCAUCUAGUUUAAACAUGGGAUAGAAAUUUUUCGCAUGCAAGAUAACAACAGUUUUCCUUGUCAUUGUCUUAAAGGUUUUCACUGGAAAUCAAAACAGCGAGGCAGUGGUUCACAACAGUUUAAGCCCACCAAUCACAACAAGGUUUAUACGGCUUAUACCGGUGGAGUGGCACAAUCAUAUCUCAAUGAGGAUAGAGAUCUAUGGCUGUCCAGGUGCUAUAAAGGAACAGUUAUAAUUAAUCAUUCUAAAAAUAAGGUUAUUUGACAAAAAAACGCCAUAAAUUUUACAGAUAUGGUCCCUUACGUGAUGAAAUGAAGCAAUCCAAGCAGUUUAACCAAUUAAGCAGAAUCUUAUUGUUGGAAGGUUAUUCGAAUGUGUUUAUUAUAAAUUACUUUUUCAAACAAAAUAUAUUUUUUCAAACACAGGAUGUGCUGCAGCACUUGGUGUGGAGAAUAAAGAAAUAUCUGAUGCCAACCUAAGGGCAUCCUCCCAAAUGGAUGAGGAUCAUGGCGCAAAGGAGGCAAGGUUAAAUUCGAAAGCAGACGGGAACAAGGGAGGGGGGUGGUCAGCCAUGAGCAAUAACUUCAAUCAGUGGCUUCAAGUGGAUAUCGGUGAUAACUCUCGAGUGACAGGUGUUGCGACUCAGGGGAUGAAUGGGAACGACCAGUGGGUGUCCAGAUACCGCAUACAGUAUAGCAGUGACGGAGUGACUUUUGAAUUUUAUAAUGCAACGGAAGACAGUUCAGCAAAGGUAUGAUUACUGCUGAAGAGAGUAGAGAGGUUAGCCGCUUGACCCCAUUUUCACUUAAGUUCUUAUUUUGUGUAUGGCAGUUAAUUGUAGGCCAUGCAAUGCUAAACCAAACGUAAGAUUUCUUCUUUGAGCCUUAUGCACCAGAACGUUACCCAGCAAACUGACCAUUUUUGGCUUCCGUUUUAAGUCUUUACUGUCUCAACAUCAGGUAUUUUAUGGAAAUCAGGACAGUAACACAAUUGUAAAAAAUGUACUCAGUCCACCAAUAACAGCACGUUACAUUCGCCUGAUGCCUGUUGAGUGGCACAAUCACAUAUCGCUGAGGGUGGAAAUCUACGGCUGCUCAGGUAUAGUAACCACUUCUGCUCAUAGAGACACAUUGGGUGCCAUACCUGAUAGAGCGUGCUAUAGCUAUUUAGUCUGGUAGUCAGUUUCAAAAUGCGCUCAAUUUCAUAAAGGUACUUGAAGUUGCUGGAGUUCAAAUCCAACGGGCGGGAAGCACGUGAUCGAUUUAAAAUCACUGAUUAUGAUUUUAGAUCAAAAUUACAUUACACGACAGUUAACUGUUCCUCUUUUACAUUUCUUACAUCAUUGUUUAUUUACACAAUUUGAUUUGUUGCAGUCCACAAUUGCAAGCCUUGACAGACUAGUUUUUCUGUUUUAGUUUUUUAUCAAAGGAAAAAUAUAGUGUGAACCUUGUCUACACGAUACUGCUGAGAGCCAGUCAGUGUCCAAGGAUCGCUGGUGAUUCAAAAACAGGAUAUAAUAACAAUCAAAACGCAUCUCAUUCCUCCCUUUCAUAUAUAUUUGUUUUCUCGAGUUAGUCUUCAUUUCAUUAGGUUCCCCCGGCGUCGUGCUGUUACGGCGAGUUCUUGUGCAUAUUUCGAUUCGAAAGAUUCGAUUCGAAGAAAACCAGAAACCGGAAUUUGAAACUUUAUUUGACCUCCUAGUGUUUACCGGUUCGCCAACUGUACCACCGUCAGAAAUGACGACAGAAGCUAACACAGACAAAGAACGGGGAAUACUCGGAGCGCAACAAGGAAACAGGAAAACAGAAGGUGCUGCUGAAACGUUUUUCUAAUCAUUGUGUUGUCUCGUCAUCCAACGUGUUGAAAGAACCAAGCACGUCGCUUAUGGCGACCCAACAACCACCGCACUGGGCGAUGGGCAGCAUAAUUAAUAUUUCUUUCACCUAGUCUUGUUCAGGGGUUUACCAAUUUAAUCAUCAUCGUGUUAUGUUUUUUAAGUUGAUUUAAGUUUAUUGAAAAAAAGGAUUGGACUUAUGUAGAACAAGGCAGCAAAGGAUCUAGUUGACUGUGAUUGCACGAAGAGCAUGGUUAAGCUAAGUUGGCAUUGAACGAACUAAAAAGAGAGCUACAGCUGGAUGAGCCUCUUUAUAUCACCCCAGGUUGGCGAAAAACCCCGGUUGAAUCAUCGCAAAGGUUGAACCUUGUGUAGUUACAUGUUUAAAAGCGUAGGAAAGCAGUGAGUGCUCUUACCGAGUAGUCAUUAUGGAGACCAAGGUUGACUUGGCCAAAAAGCCAAAAUAUCUCAUGUAUUUUUCAAAACACUGGCCCCAGAGCUUGCCUAGGUUUCUGAUGUCACUCAAUAGCUUAGUAUUUGCUUCCUUUUUCAUUUAAGGUCAUCUCCCUACCACUAUUUUGUUGUAAUGAAAUUUUUAAUUUUUUUGUCGCCUUUAUAGCCCAUAGUUUCAGAAUUUUGAUCAGCAGAAAGGUUGAUCCAAAUCAGUCCCGAGGAAAAAUACACCUCAGUGCAGACAAAUUAAAUGCUUUCGAGAAACACGAAUAUACCGUGUGUAGCGUUUUUUAAGAUGAUCAAGGUGGGCUAAAAAUCAAGUAGGGUGAAGAGGCCUGAUAAUACCUCCCUAUCUUAUUUUCGUGACAGGACGAAAAAAUCUUUCCUAGUUGCUCUUUCUUUCUGAGAUAUGAGGAAAACCAAUUCACUCCACUUGUUAGUUUUACUGACGGCUGCUUUCCAUCCUUUGAUAGGCGUUAAUGCACUUGCUGUGGUGUUACCCUUGGUAAUCAUUUUAAUCGCUGUCGUUGCACUGGGUGUAUUCUUUUACUGGAAAAGGUGAGGAAAAAAAACUACUUGACGGGAAGACAUACCAUGUCUAACAAAUGUAAAAAUUAUAUAUCAUGUUACCAAAAAAAAUUGGGCCGGGUUAAUUUAAUAAAAUACACUUAGAUAUUCGAAUGAUAUUAACAUAUCAUGAAGAUGAAACCCUUCCUUUUGCUCUUCUCCUUUGAUGUGAACCAUUAAACUUGUUUUUAAAUAGGAGAGGUCAAAAGAAUGUGGACAUAAACACGGUUGCAUUUCAGACGUGAGUACAAAUCACAUUUCGUUUUUUUUGUUUCUUUCUUUGUAAAGACAAACGCCUAAGCCAAAUACAUUUUAGUGCACUGGCCCACCGACCAUUAAUUUAAUUGUUGUAUUCCAGAUCUUUUUAGGACAUUGGUCUUUACAAAAGUGUAUUGAUCAAGUCAUCUUAUGAUACCCACCCAGAUCACUAACUGCAUAAUAUUUAAUAUGCAAGUCAUGAUUUUUUAGUCAUCAUGUUUUACUCCUCAAACGAAUACUGCUGCUGAUUGAUUUGGUAUUCUGUCAGUUGUAAACCUGCUUUUUAUAGAGACGUCAUCUCGGUUAUUCACCUACGCUAUCCACCCUUUUUUCUGCUUUGCAGGGGAACCAAUGAAUUAAACUAUGCAGUGAACAAAAUAUACGAUGAUCGGUAAAUAUCUAAUUUAAAAAAACUGAGAAUUGUGGCAUUCUAGUAGAAAUGUUUCCUCUGGUCCUUCCUGCUAUACACUCGAUUGCAUAACCGUUGACACUUAAAAGACAAUCAACGAUGAGACCCAAAAGCUUUAUGGGUACAUAAAAACAUGAACGACAUUGUUUCGCACGUGGUAUACGAUAGAAGCCACACACACUUUCCUGACAGAAAACAAUUAUCAUGCACAGACGUUUGCCAUGAAUCAUGGAAACUAUGUAACAUUUCUUAACAAUCCCUGGCUCAGUUGUUGACUAAUGGUAGAUUUUCUACAGAGUUUGCAUAACGUAACGAGCGACCUAUCAGUAUUUCUUUUAGUGUUGAUCUUCAUCACGCUUUAACGUAUUAAUAAUGGUGAAUUAUUCACUCGUCAGAAAGUUGACAGACAUAAUAAAUCCACUGAUUUCUCUCAAUAUAAGAAAAGUCUUAAAUGUGGUCAGAUGUUUAUUGUAAGAGCAAAUAAACGAUGGAGCAUGCUUAAUAGUCUUCAUGUGGACCUCAAACGGAGCUCUAAUGCUUAAAAUUCUAAGCGUUGACUUCUUAAAUCAAAUAUAAUAAAUCAAAUUCCUAUGCAAUCACUCAUGUAAAUUAAUUCUAAAUAAUUUUGAAUAGUCAAAUUUUAAUGAAAUUAUUUCUACCAUUAGUUUUAUUUUCUUUGAUGUUCAUAGCUUUAUAUUAUAUUUCUAGUAAAUGUUUAUCAUUCUUACAAUUACCAUUAUUCUCUUAUUCCAAUUUUCAUUCAUUCAGAGGGUCAUGAGUUCAUCGGUUUAAUUAUUGUCAAAUGUAUCACUCGUUGAAUGACGUCCACUACUUCUAUUUCAUUAAAUAAGUAGACUCCAAGUUACCGGAAAUCUGUUUAUUGAUGAAUCUCAGAUGACGUUAAAAUGUGGUAACUCAUGCUUUUUGCUACUAAAUUUGACUUCUAUUUUGUCUUGAUGGACAAUUUCGAGCCAAUAUGGUUUUCCGUUAUUGAUCUAUCUCCGGUUGUCCGAGGAGUAGAUAACGCUAAACGCAAGGUAAAUCUCUUUCUGGUGGAUGGUGCGGUACAUUUUGUCGUCACUUAUCCGUUGGAUAGCGAUUCAUCCGUUGGAUACCGUUACCACCUCCUGAACAACUAUGCCCUGAUCCAAAUAACAAUUUGUUUUUUACCUGAUUUCCUUCUUUCGCUUCAGUAAAUCAUCCGGUUACCAACUCCUCAGCGAAGAACACUUAAAUUGAUGAGAAUAGGUAAUUUUACUCGUAACAAUAGUGCGCAUUUCGAUCGAGAGUCGUAAAACAAAAGCGAACUAAGUAAUACAAUAGCCAAUCAGAGCAAAGGAAAAUAUCACAGGCAACCCAGGACAACUCAAAGUAAACAGGCGAACUGCCCGAGACGUGAGAAUUUGGUAUGUUAGGAAAGGGGCGCAACCGAGGUAAACCCGAGUUAAUUCCGAUACUCACCUGGAUAUUUUUUAGUCUAUUACACGGAAGACUUAGAAGUCCCAGAACUGCAUUCGUGGAGAUAUAUCAAAGCUUUAAUUGUUAACAGUGUUAUAUUUUUUUUCUCUGAUAGGGAUGCGGUGGUGCCUGACUGAAACUGAAAAACUUAAGCAGCAAGGAUAUGUUUUAGCCUGUUAGUGUUUUAAAAAAAUUUUAAAAACAAAAACAAAAAAAAUCCUCUGAGGAUUCUAAUCAUUUCUCGAAUAACAGUCGAAAGUAACAGGUACCGUUUUUCUUUAUAGUUAGAGGAGAAUUAGUUAGGUAGCCAGUUUUUGAAUGUGCAAGUUUCUUCGCUAAAAAGAUGGUCAAUUUUAGUUUGUUGCUAUCUGAACGAUGCAAGUUUAUUGCAGUGGAUGAUUACUGGCUCAUGGAGCAUUUAUCGAUUGAGUGUCGUAAGCCGAAAACCAAAGUUAUCACAACAACCAAUCAGAGGAUUAGAAAAUACCUUUAAAAACCAAAGAGAACUAGAACUAAAACCAAGCAAACUGCCCAAAGUGUGGGAAAACGCGGAUGACCAAGUCGUGAUUGGCUUUAGUUUUGCAUCUGAUUGGUUGAGAGAGUGGCGCGAGUUCUUUGGAACCAAUCAUAGAGCAGAGUGAGGCAAAUCCAAAGUAAUACCUGAUUACUUUCGACACUCCAUUAAAAACCGCCCUGUUUUGAAAAGUACACAACCAAAAACUCGUUGUUCAACUGAAAAAAUGACUCGCAAGCAUUCAAUAAACCCACAUUUUAGACUACUGGAUGAAUAUCAAAAAAUGUUUAUCUUGAUUUAAUUUUUUGCCCUAAUGUGGAUAUGAUUUAUGGAAAAAUACUUCUAUCAGUCUUAAUAGUUGUGAACGGUUUCAGAGAGCGUAUUCAUAACCGUAUAUACACUCAAUUACAAUUUACCUUGGUAAUAAAAGUAAUCUAAUAUCUUACUAGAAAAAGUCUCUUACUUUCCAAAUAUAUCAGUUUGACAACAUGUCUAUGUUACUAGAAUCCAAAACUCCUCUCCAUUACAAAGGUGAUAUCCAAGGUUGCUCUUUCUACCAGUAAGAGAUUGUUAAAGGAAGGUUUUACAAACAAACGAAAUGAAUCAUUUUUUAUAUGC
Pocillopora meandrina is the source of this 13746-nucleotide messenger RNA. The record is from the annotation of a GenBank genome assembly. NCBI's taxonomy places the organism in Eukaryota, Metazoa, Cnidaria, Anthozoa, Scleractinia, Pocilloporidae.